Molecule: messenger RNA, 573 nt
Organism: Staurois parvus
Lineage: Eukaryota; Metazoa; Chordata; Amphibia; Anura; Ranidae
Source: the annotation of a GenBank genome assembly
UUCUGUCAGAUUGAAUAUUUUGGAACUAUUUCCAUUGGAACCCCACCUCAGUCCUUCACUGUCAUCUUUGAUACCGGAUCUUCAAACUUGUGGGUUCCCUCUGUUUACUGUUCCAGCUCAGCCUGCACCAACCACCACAUGUUUAACCCACAGCAAUCAUCAACAUUCCAAGCUACCAAUACCCCGGUAUCUAUCCAAUAUGGCACUGGCAGUUUGUCUGGGUUUCUUGGAUAUGACACAGUGCAGGUCGGAAACAUUCAGAUCACUAACCAGAUUUUUGGUUUGAGCGAGUCUGAACCUGGAUCAUUCUUGUACUAUUCUCCUUUUGAUGGAAUCUUGGGAUUGGCAUUUCCAAGCUUAGCAUCUUCUCAAGCUACACCUGUUUUUGAUAAUAUGUGGAGCCAGGGUCUCAUCCCUCAGGAUCUCUUCUCUGUCUAUCUAAGUUCUCAAGGGCAGAGUGGCAGCUUUGUUCUCUUUGGUGGUGUAGACACCUCUUAUUACACUGGAAUCGGGGGGAAAUCUGAACUGGGUUCCUCUCACUGCAGAAACAUAUUGGCAGAUAACGGUGGAUAG